AUGCAUUCCCACGAUAGCACCACCGAUGUUGACGUCGAGUCGGAGGGUGACCAGAUCAAGGAUGAACCUGAUCGCACUGGACGUUCUGCACGAAUUACUUUUGAGGAAGCAUCCGCUGCAGAUGGCCUCCGAUCAAUCUACCAACCAGCUCGGUUCACACGAACCCGCUCCGUGAGCCGUGAUACAAUUCGCAGCAGCAGAAGCAGUCAGACCGCCGCAACAGCUGGCUUGCCCAUCGAAUUCCGAACCCUCUCCAUCCAUAUCUCUGAGUCCCAGAAUGCCCCCAAAGAAGUCGUUCCCGAUGUCGACACCACGAAGAAAGAAAGGCAGCCGCACCAAGAUUACUUCGAGAACCUCGACUUCCAUACUGUGACCACUGAAAGUCUAUGCCAGAACUUCAACGUCGACCAACGUACUGGACUCAGCUCGUCAUCUGCAGCGACUCGUUUGCAGCGAGACGGAAAGAAUAUCAUUGCACACCAUGGAGAGAACUAUGUCAAAAGGAUAUUUUUUUAUGUCUUUGGCGGAUUCUGCUCUGUGCUCUGGGUUGGAGUAGUCAUUUUCUUUGUUUGCUGGAAGCCGCUCAGCAACCCGCCCUCUGCUCAGAAUCUCGCUAUGGCUGUGCUCAUUCUCAUCGUAAUUUCUCUGCAAGCAAGUUUCUCGGCCUUCCAAGACUGGUCUACUAAGCGUGUCAUGAAUUCCAUCCUGGACCUCCUACCCGCUGAAGCUAUGGUCUUGCGAGAUGAGAUGCUCAUUCAUCUUCCUACUACUGAGCUGGUUGCUGGUGAUAUUGUCCACAUCGGGAUGGGAAAUAAAGUUCCUGCUGACAUGCGCUUGCUAAAGAGCUCGGGUGAUGUCCGCUUCGACCGAGCUAUCUUGACCGGCGAGUCGGACGAGGUCGAAGGCGCUAUUGAGUGCACCGAGGCGAACUUCUUGGAGACUCGCAACAUUGCUCUCAUGGGAACUGGUGUUACCAACGGCAAUGCUAUCGGUAUCGUCGUCUUGACCGGUUCUCGCUCCGUUAUGGGUCGCAUUGCUACAAUGACAGCUGGCGUUAAGCAAAAGCCAACCCUCAUUCAACGCGAGAUCAACCGAUUUGUUGGGAUAAUCGUUGCUCUCACAAUUUGCCUCGCGCUACUCAUCUUCUUCACUUGGCUGGGAUGGCUGCACAGGGAUCAUCCGUCUUAUAUGUCCGUUGUAGCCAUGCUGAAUAAUGUCAUGGGCUGUGUGGUCGCCUUUAUCCCAGAGGGAGUACCUGUUGCUGUUGCUUUGACUCUGAUGAUGAUCGCCAAACGGAUGAAAAAGACCAGCAUCCUGCCCAAGGGCCUUGCCACUGUUGAAACUCUGGGUUGUGUGAACGUUCUGUGCUCCGAUAAGACUGGAACUCUCACCCAAAAUCGCAUGUUCGUCAAGUCUCUCGGAAUGCUUGACUGGGAAUACAGUCUCGAAGACCUGGUUCCCAGUGAGUCCGGGAUUGCAGAAAUACCCGAGGGCCUGCGCAAUACGCUGCGGGCAUCUGCACUGUGCAAUGAUGCAUCGUUUGACCCGACCACAAUGAACAAGCCCACCCAUGACCGUCUUGUCAAUGGAAAUGCCACAGAUGCCGCAGUUCUCCGAUUUGCGGACAGUGUCGGUAUGAUAUCGCCCACAGCUCUGGCUCCAUAUGAGCGUGUGCACCAGAUUCCAUUUAACUCGAAGAACAAAUGGAUGCUUACACUUCAUCGUGAUCUAAACUCAACCAACGAGUUUCUUCUCUACGUGAAGGGAGCACCUGAUGUGCUACUGGAUCAUUGCUCUACCUACUGGUCUGCAAUCCACGAUACAGUCCGUCCACUUGAUGCGCAGGCCCGGGAGAAGCUUUCAAACUACCAGGCUAAGCUGUCCCGCAGAGCAGAACGGGUUAUUGUCAUAUGUCAGCGCCGUUACAUCCCCUGUGCUACACCAGGUACAAAUGACUUCAGCAACGAAAUUAUUGAGUCAGGCGUAAAGGACCUCACAGUUCUUGGUAUCUUCGGUAUCAUUGAUCCACCACGCGAGGAGACUGCCAAUACAGUCUCGGCUUGCCGAGAGGCAGGCAUCCGUUUCUUCAUGGUCACUGGUGAUUUCGGCCUGACAGCAGCUGCCAUCGCUCAUGAUAUUGGCAUCUAUGACGGACGAGCUGAGCCAGAUACUGUUGAUGACUUGAACGAUGGUCUUGAUCCGAAAAUGGAAAUCAAAGUCCCGAAGUCACGACACAGCCUGCUUCUCGAAGGUCCUAGUCUCUCAUCAUUGACUUCUGAACAUUGGGAAACGAUCUGCGGCUACGAUGAAAUCGUCUUCGCCCGCACCACCCCCGAGCAAAAGCUCCGCAUUGUGACAGAACUGCAAGCCCGCGACUACAUAGUAGCAGUCACCGGCGACGGCGUCAAUGACGCCCCAGCUCUACGCGCAGCAGAUGUUGGUAUCGCAGUCGGAUCCGGCAGCGACGUGGCCAUCGAGGCAGCAGAUCUCGUCCUCCUGGAACGCUUCGACUCAAUCAUUGAAGCCAUUCGCCUGGGCCGGCUCGUCUUCCAAAACCUCCAAAAGGUUAUCGCCUACCUACUCCCUGCGGGAAGUUGGUCAGAGAUUUGGCCAGUCCUAAUGAACGUCUUCUUCGGGUGCCCAGCACCUCUCAGCACAUUCCUCAUGAUCAUUGUCUGUGUGUUCACAGACCUGUUCCUAUCCCUCUCCUUGAUCAUGGAAAAAGAAGAAUUCGACCUCCUCAGCCUCCCACCCCGCCGCCCAAAGAAGGACCACCUUAUCAACCUCCGCAUCUACGGCCAAUCCUACCUCUUCGUCGGUGUGAUGGAAGCCUUCAGCGCUCACGCAAUGUUCUUCCUCUACAUGUGGCGGCACGCGGGAAUCCCCUUCUCAGACUUGAUCUUCUCCUUCGGGAACUUUACAGAUGGGUUCCACGGUUAUACCCAAGACCAACUCAACCACUUCACGAGUGUCGGCCAAUGUUGUUAUUUUGUCGCAUUGGUCAUCAUGCAAUGGGGCAACGUUCUCUCAGUCCGCAGUAAACGCAUGUCCCUGCUGCAGGCUGAUCCCAUUCGUCCUGCUCGUCGCAAUCCCUGGUUACCGUUGGCUAUUCUUAUUUCCCUCGUUAUUGCGAUUUUUGUCACGGAGGUUCCUGGCCUGCAGAAUUUGUUCAGCACUGCUUCUGUUCCCAUUGAAUUCUGGCUUAUUCCGCUUGGUCUCGCUUUGGGCAUUCUGUGCAUGGAUGAGUUGCGCAAGGCUCUUGUGCGGCUUUUCCCCAAGGGGCCUGUUGCUUGGGUUUCGUGGUAA
This is a messenger RNA of Penicillium antarcticum, 3306 nucleotides long. RefSeq names its product cation-translocating P-type ATPase. Gene Ontology annotation, molecular function: ATP hydrolysis activity; P-type sodium:potassium-exchanging transporter activity; ATP binding. Gene Ontology annotation, cellular component: membrane. NCBI's taxonomy places the organism in Eukaryota, Fungi, Ascomycota, Eurotiomycetes, Eurotiales, Aspergillaceae. Bases 1 to 3306 code for a protein of 1101 amino acids. The transcript has a single exon. Gene Ontology annotation, biological process: intracellular potassium ion homeostasis; potassium ion import across plasma membrane; sodium ion export across plasma membrane. The record is from RefSeq and is a predicted model, not a curated record.